Molecule: messenger RNA, 512 nt
Organism: Drosophila persimilis
Lineage: Eukaryota; Metazoa; Arthropoda; Insecta; Diptera; Drosophilidae
Gene: rtv
Exons: 2
Coding region: 18-482 (154 amino acids)
Biological process (GO): positive regulation of voltage-gated potassium channel activity; sleep; regulation of synaptic transmission, cholinergic
Source: RefSeq, a predicted model, not a curated record
UUAAACAAUAGGGAACAAUGAAAUAUAUUAGCAUAUGCCUGGCUGUGAUAUUCCUUUUUAGUUGCAGCUUCCUCUUCGGCAAGAUCCAUGGACUUCUGCGUCGCUGUUACCAGUGCCGCUCCCGCGGCGAUCUGGGAAGCUGUAAGGACCCCUUCAAUUUCAACGCCACCGACGUGGACCACGAGCCCGGCCUGGCUGCCAUACCCUGCGCCAGCGGCUGGUGCGGAAAGGUAAUCGAGGGCGGCGGCACCUACGCCAUCGACGACUACGACCUUGCCAUCCAGCGCAUGUGCGUCCAGCGCGGCCCCGACGACAACAUGGACCGCUGCGCCGACACCAUCUACAACUACAAGAAGGUCUACAUGUGCUUCUGCCAGGGUGAUCUCUGCAACAAGGGCCACAGCUGGACGCAGCCCUCAGGCCGACUGGUGCUCCUGUUCCCUCUUUUGGCAGUCCUUGUGCCGGUCUGUCGUCUACUCUGAUGCACUUAAUUAGCCUUAAGCCUAGGGAAA